CUACUAGUGUACUGCCGGGGACUCUGGGCUUUCCAGACGCCCCCUCCCUCCACGUCUGCGUAGGGGAGGUGACGAGGGCGGGGCACGGCGGCGCUGUGACGUCACGGCCGCGCGCGGCGUGGGCGGAGCCUCACUUUGAACACAGUUGGCGGGAGUGGCUGCUGGGCUGGGGGCCGCGGCCGCGGGACUGCUGUAGGCUGGCUAGCGAUGGAGCCCACUGCGGGAAGCAAGAAGGAGGCUGGAGGAGGCGCGGCGACCGAGGAGGGCGUGAAUAGAAUCUCGGUGCCAAAACCGCCCUCCAUUGAGGAAUUCAGCAUCGUGAAGCCCAUUAGCCGGGGCGCCUUCGGGAAAGUGUAUCUGGGGCAGAAAGGCGGCAAAUUGUAUGCAGUAAAGGUUGUUAAAAAAGCAGACAUGAUCAACAAAAAUAUGACUCAUCAGGUCCAAGCUGAGAGAGAUGCACUGGCACUAAGCAAAAGCCCAUUCAUUGUCCAUUUGUAUUAUUCACUGCAGUCUGCAAACAAUGUCUACUUGGUAAUGGAAUAUCUCAUUGGGGGAGAUGUCAAGUCUCUCCUACAUAUAUAUGGUUAUUUUGAUGAAGAGAUGGCUGUGAAAUAUAUUUCUGAAGUAGCACUGGCUCUAGACUACCUUCACAGACAUGGAAUCAUCCACAGGGACUUGAAACCGGACAAUAUGCUUAUUUCUAAUGAGGGUCAUAUUAAACUGACGGAUUUCGGCCUUUCAAAAGUUACUUUGAAUAGAGAUAUUAAUAUGAUGGUAAUCCUUACAACACCAUCAAUGGCGAAACCUAGACAAGAUAAUUCAAGAACCCCAGGACAAGUGUUAUCGCUCAUCAGCUCGUUGGGAUUUGUACAACACACAAUUGCCAGAAAAAAUCACGACUCUGCAAACAUCCUUUCAGCCUGUCUAUCCGAAACAUCACAGCUUUCUGAAGACUCGUAUGCCUAUGUCUAUAGAUCAAAGGACACUACUUCUUAUUCUAGCAAGUUACUAAAAUCAUGUCUUGAAACAGUUGCCUCCAACCCAGGAAUGCCUGUGAAGUGUCUGACUUCUAAUCUACUCCAGUCUAGGAAAAGGCUGGCCACAUCCAGUGCCAGUAGUCAAUCCCACACCUUCAUAUCCAGUGUGGAAUCAGAAUGCCACAGCAGUCCCAAAUGGGAAAAAGAUUGCCAGGAAAAUGACGAAGCAUUGGGCCCAACAGUGAUGAGUUGGAAUACAGUUGAAAAGUUAUGCGCAAAAUCGCCAAAUGCCAUUGAGACAAAGGGUUUCAAUAAAAAGGAUCUUGAGUUAGCUCUUUCUCCCAUUCAUAACAGCAGUGCCCUUCCCACCACUGGACGCUCUUGUGUAAACCUUGCUAAAAAUUGCUUAUCUGGGGAAGUUUCUUGGGAAGCAGUAGAACUGGAUGUAAAUAAUAUAAAUAUGGACACUGACACAAGACAGUCAGGUUUCCAUCAGUCACAUCAGUGGGCGGUGGAUUCUGGUGGGAUAUCUGAAGAGCACCUUGGGAAAAGAAGUUUAAAAAGAAACUUUGAUUGGGUUGACUCCAGUCCUUGUAAAAAAAUCAUACAGAAUAAAAAAACUUGUGUAGAGUAUAAGCAUAACGAAAUGAUAGAUUGUUAUACAAAUCAAAAUACAGGCUUAACAGUUGAAGUUCACGACCUGAAGCUAUCAGUGCACAAAAGUCAACAAAAUGACUGUGCUAAUAAGGAGAACAUUGUCAAUUCUUUUACUGAUAAACAACAAACACCAGAAAAAUUACCAAUACCAAUGAUAGCAAAAAACCUUAUGUGUGAACUGGAUGAAGAUUGUGAAAAUAAUAGUAAGAGGGACUACUUAGGUUCUAGUUUUCUAUGUUCUGAUGAUGAUAGAGCUUCCAAAAAUAUUUCUAUGAACUCUGAUUCAUCUUUUCCUGGAAUUUCUAUAAUGGAAAGUCCAUUAGAAAGUCAGCCUUUAGAUCCAGAUAGAAGCAUGAAAGAAUCCUCUUUUGAAGAAUCAAAUAUUGAAGAUCCACUUAUUGUAUCACCAAAUUGCCAAGAAAAGACCUCACCAAAAGGUGACGAGAACCCUGCUGUACAAGAGAGUAACCAAAAAAUGUUAGCUCCUCCUUUGGAGGUGCUGAAAACGUUAGCCUCUAAAAGAAAUGCUGUAGCUUUUCGAAGUUUUAACAGUCAUAUUAAUGCAUCCAAUAACUCAGAACCAUCCAAAAUGAACAUGACUUCUUUAGAUGCAAUGGAUAUUUCGUGUGCCUACAGUGGUUCAUAUCCCAUGGCUGUAACCCCUACUCAAAAAAGAAGAUCCUGUAUGCCAUAUCAGCAGACCCCAAAUCAGAUCAAGUCGGGAACUCCGUACCGAACUCCGAAGAGUGUGAGAAGAGGGGCAGCCCCCGUUGACGAUGGGCGAAUUCUAGGAACCCCAGACUACCUUGCACCUGAGCUGUUACUAGGCAGGGCCCAUGGUCCUGCGGUAGACUGGUGGGCACUUGGAGUUUGCUUGUUUGAAUUUCUAACAGGAAUUCCCCCUUUCAAUGAUGAAACACCGCAACAAGUAUUUCAGAAUAUUCUGAAAAGAGAUAUCCCUUGGCCAGAAGGUGAAGAAAAGUUAUCUGAUAAUGCUCAAAGUGCAGUAGAAAUACUUUUAACCAUUGAUGAUACAAAGAGAGCUGGAAUGAAAGAACUAAAACGUCAUCCUCUCUUCAGUGAUGUGGACUGGGAAAAUGUGCAGCAUCAAACUAUGCCUUUCAUCCCCCAGCCAGAUGACGAAACAGAUACCUCCUAUUUUGAAGCCAGGAAUACUGCUCAGCACCUGACCGUAUCUGGAUUUAGUCUGUAGCACAAACAUUUUCCUUUUAGUCUAGCCUUGUGUUAUAGAAUAAGCUUGCAUAAUUAUAUACUCCUUAAUACUAGAUUGAUCUAAGGGGGAAAGAUCAUUAUUUAACCUAAUUCAGUGCGCUUUUAAUGUACGUUACAGCUUUCACAGAGUUAACGUAAUGAAAGGCAUAUAGUCAGUAAUUUAUCUUAAUCUCAAAACUGUAUAUAAAUCUUCAAAGCUUUUUUCAUCUAUUUAUUUUGUUUAUUGCACUUUAUGAAAACUGAAGCAUCAAUAAAAUUAGAAGACACUAUCGAGAGUGAGCCACUA
Molecule: messenger RNA, 3153 nt
Organism: Cercocebus atys (sooty mangabey)
Lineage: Eukaryota; Metazoa; Chordata; Mammalia; Primates; Cercopithecidae
Gene: MASTL
Product: microtubule associated serine/threonine kinase-like
Biological process (GO): peptidyl-serine phosphorylation; intracellular signal transduction
Cellular component (GO): nucleus
Molecular function (GO): protein serine/threonine kinase activity; ATP binding
Source: RefSeq, a predicted model, not a curated record